This is a messenger RNA of Cornus florida, 795 nucleotides long. RefSeq lists its product as uncharacterized. The transcript has 2 exons. The record is from RefSeq and is a predicted model, not a curated record. NCBI's taxonomy places the organism in Eukaryota, Viridiplantae, Streptophyta, Magnoliopsida, Cornales, Cornaceae. The coding region runs from base 1 to 795 and encodes 264 amino acids.
AUGCCACCAAGAAGGGAUCCCGGGGAAAGUUCUAGCUCCAAUCCCGUAGAAAGGGAUCAGGAGCAAGCAGCUCUUUUUAAAGCAUUUCGGCCGGCAAAAGCAUCAUCGUCACAGUUUGUGCCACCACUAGCACCACGACCACCACCACCACCACCUCCAAAGACAAAUGAGUUGGAUGAUACUCUUUAUCACAUUGCCAAGUUCAUGAAGUUGAUGCCAACCUUGUUUGAGGGCAGUCCAGAUUCACUUGUUGCGGAUAGUUUCAUGGAUAGGGUGGAAAAACAUAUCAACGCCAUGAAUUUGGCGACGGAUAAGUUGAAGAUUAUAUUAGCAACUUAUAACUUUGUUGGGGAUGCUGAGAUUUGGUGGAAGACUGUUUCUCACACCCAUAAUUUGGACACCAUAACAUAUGACACGUUCAAGAAGUUGUACUAUGAAAAGUAUUUUCCGACACCCAAGCGGAGAGAGUUAAAGAAAGAGUUUGAUGGGUUGAGGCAAGGGAACAUGACAGUCACUGAAUAUGAAAAUAAGUUCACAUCGCUUUUGAGGUUUGCACCGGGGAUUGCCAAUGAUGAGGAAGGAAAAAUAGAGAAGUUUGUUAAUGGCCUCGAUCUUACCAUCAGGCCAAUUACGGCCGCUUCAGAACCGACAGAUUAUACGAAGGCAGUGCGGAAGGCCUUAGUGGUUGAAGCUGAAAGCAAGGAUAGCAAAGCUAUCAGAGAGUCUUAUAAGCACAACAGGAGUAUGGGUGCUUUCUCCGAGGGUCAAUCAAGUAAGAAGCAGAAGUAUGAGUAG